This is a messenger RNA of Rodentolepis nana, 576 nucleotides long. The record is from the annotation of a GenBank genome assembly. Lineage: Eukaryota; Metazoa; Platyhelminthes; Cestoda; Cyclophyllidea; Hymenolepididae.
AUGGAGGAUGAGAAAGAUGAAAUUCCCCAAAAAAAUUUCUAUCUGACAACAGACGAGCGGAAUAAUGAAAUCGCGUUUCUAAAGUACAAGCGAGGGGAGAGAAUUGUUGAUUGGCUUAUGGAAACAAAGCAAAAAAUUUUUCAACACAAAUGGACUACACCCAUUAAAGCAGUUCUACUAAAUUCUCUGGAUGAAUCUGCUCGUGAAUAUGCCUUCAGUGAGGGUUUAUGCGAGGAUGAUUCUUUCAAUGAUAUUUGUAAGUCACUCGAAGAAAUCUUUCGAUAUGAUGGCAGAUUACCAACCCUUCUGCAGCUGUAUAACAAGAGUGAUGAUAUUUACACUUCUAAUGAAGCAAGAGCAACUGAAAUCUUUUGUAGAACAAAAGCCAUACUUCUAAAGCGUGAUAGUAAGGAAUUGGUUGAAGAAACGGCCUUGCAUCUAUUUAUUCAUACACUGAGAAGAGAAUUGGCUGAAGAAUUGCUGAAAUUUGAACCGAGAACACUGCAGGAAGCUCUGCAGUUGUAUCCCAAGGCGUUAGAAAGAUAUUAUGCAAAUCAAGUUAUUUCGAUAAAGUGA